Molecule: messenger RNA, 676 nt
Organism: Microstroma glucosiphilum
Lineage: Eukaryota; Fungi; Basidiomycota; Exobasidiomycetes; Microstromatales; Microstromataceae
Exons: 1
Coding region: 219-581 (120 amino acids)
Source: RefSeq, a predicted model, not a curated record
GCCUCUGAUUCUGAGCAAAUCCAUUCCGCUUCGUCAUCCACCCGCUUUGUCCCCUUUGCCUCCCCUCGUGUCCUUUCGCUGCGUUCCACAAGGGGAAGCAUGGCAUGGCAUGGCAUGGCCUGGCUGCCUGGCCCACCUUCAUCGUAAAGGUUUGCGACUCUAAAUUGGCCGUGGCGUGAGUGGCCGUGUUGCUCUGCCCGCCUGCUGCAAGGAGUCCGAUGCACGCACACACGCACACAGGCAAGAUCCCCCGCUCGCCCUUGUCCUGCCUCUGCUCCUGCCUAGCUACUUCCGCCACCCACUUUCACUCCCCGCACAGUGUUGAUCUGUCGCAUCGCAUCGCAUCGCUCAGAGUCCCUCAGCAGGAGAAGUACCACGACUGGAUCAUCCUGCUGAGAUCAGAGUUCGAUCGGCGUUUGCAGCCCAAUCAACGGUGCGGAAUGCUGACGGUCACCACCGGGGAAAAGGACAGGACAGGACAGGAUGCGCGAGAGGUGCAGGCAGGGCGGCUCCCCCCUGGGCGUAGUAGACUCGACGCCGCCGGAUGCGAUGCGAGUCAAGCUCUAGCUCCCACACGCUGACACACACACACACAUACACACAGUCGGCGUACGACGUAGAGCUUACUCGCUUCACGCAUCUGUCACUCACUGCCUGUGGCACAUCGCCCCCGCAC